Malassezia globosa CBS 7966 is the source of this 1155-nucleotide messenger RNA. RefSeq lists its product as uncharacterized. The transcript has 3 exons. NCBI's taxonomy places the organism in Eukaryota, Fungi, Basidiomycota, Malasseziomycetes, Malasseziales, Malasseziaceae. Gene Ontology annotation, biological process: protein folding; protein peptidyl-prolyl isomerization. Bases 1 to 1155 code for a protein of 384 amino acids. The record is from RefSeq and is a predicted model, not a curated record. Gene Ontology annotation, molecular function: peptidyl-prolyl cis-trans isomerase activity; protein binding.
AUGACGAAUCCUAUUGUGUACUUGGACGUGGAAUUUGUUGGUGGCCCACCGCCAUCUCGGCAGGGCGGUCACCGCAUUGUGCUGGAGCUCUUCAGGGACAAGGUGCCCAAGACGGCCGAAAACUUCCGUGCUCUUUGCACGGGUGAAAAGGGUACAGGAACAUCAGGUGUGCCGCUGAGUUUCCGUGGAAGUAUUUUCCAUCGCGUCAUUCGACGCUUCAUGAUCCAAGGCGGUGACUUUACCAACUUCAACGGCACGGGUGGUGAGUCUAUUUACGGCGAGAAGUUCGAGGACGAGAACCUUGAAGGAAAGCAUGAUGAGCCAUUCUUGCUUUCAAUGGCCAAUGCUGGACCGAACACAAAUGGCUCUCAAUUUUUUAUCACGACUGUGCCUACGCCGCAUCUCGAUGGUAAGCACGUCGUUUUCGGCCGUGUGCUUCGCGGCAAAGAUGUAGUGCGUCACAUUGAGCAGAGCCGCACUGGACCGAAUGACCGACCUGAGGAAGAUAUCAAGAUCGCCGAUUGUGGCGAGUUCUCUGCCGAACAGCUCCAAGACUCCUCGUUCAACUAUGGCAUCUUGCCCGAUGAGUCUGGCGACACGUAUGAGCCAUACCCAGAGGACUCAGACCUACCCCUUGAGGAAAAGCCUGACACUGCUCUUCAUGCUGCGCAAGAAUUGAAAAACUUCGGGGCUAAGCUUGUGAGCGAGGGAAAAUGGGCCCUAGCGCGUGAAAAGUAUGAAAAGGCCCUGCGUUACCUAUUUGUCAAUCCCCACCUGCCGGACCAAAAUGAGGCAUUUGUGGCUGAAUACUUUGCGCUUCGCACACCACUGCAGCUCAAUGCUGCGCUAUGUGCGCUCAAGACAGUGCCGCCCAUCCCUGACCAGGCAGAAGCACUCACCACGCAAGUAAUCGAGCGUGGAGCUAGGGGCGGUCUAGGUGCGCCUAAAGAAGCGGACCUGGCUAAGGCGCACUUCCGUCGCGCGCUCGCUCUCUCUGCGAUGAAGCGCGAUGAUGAGGCCAAGGCCGAUCUUUCACAGGCUCUCACUUAUGCACCUAACGAUGCUGGCAUCGCUAAGGAAGCUGCUGCACUCGAGAAGCGGCGACAAGCGCGCCUUGCAAAGCAACGUGCUGCAUACAGUAAAAUGUUCUCAUAG